AUGUUGUUUACAUUAUUAGCCCUGCUCUCAGUGGCAACUUUCGGUUGCGCAUUGCACUUGCCGGUUGACCCAGAACUUCUAUUGAAAAAUGGAAACAAUCGAAUCAUUGGCGGAAAGGACACACCGAUAGAGGCAAUACCUUGGCAAGUGUUGCUGCUAAAACUAGGACGGCAUUACUGUGGUGGCGUCGUCUACAGCAAAAACAUCAUUAUAACAGCCGCCCACUGUGUUUGCGAUGACGAUGCCAAUAUUCUUGAUCCCAAGAUUUUUGAUGUGCGCGUUGGCAGUAGUACGUCUAACGAUGGCGGAUCGGUGAUUAAAGUUGCCAAAACAAUCGUACAUGAUCGUUUUACACUUAAUCCACACUUAAUGGAAUAUGACAUCGCACUAAUUUUGCUAAGUUCGCCCCUUGAAAUGGGUCCAACUGUCAAGGCCAUACCACUAGCAGAUUCAAUUCGUAAUGACGGAGCUUCAGCUAUAGUUUCUGGAUGGGGAUGGACGGAAACUGGAGAGGCUUCGCUCCAUUUGAAAAGUGUCUCUGUGAACAUUGUCAGUCGCGAAGAGUGCGCCAGGGCUUAUGGUUACAAAAGAAUUACACAAGUAACAAUCUGUGCUGCUGCCCCUGGAAAAGAUUCCUGUGGUGGUGAUUCUGGUGGCCCAUUGGUUUAUGAAGGUGAGCUUGUGGGCAUUGUUUCUUAUGGCUAUGGAUGCGCUGAACCGGGGUAUCCUGGUGUUUAUGCAAAUGUUGUGGAGCUUCGAAAAUGGAUUGAAAAGGAAGCCACAAAACUAGGCUCAACUUGA
Drosophila albomicans is the source of this 801-nucleotide messenger RNA. RefSeq names its product trypsin beta-like. The coding region runs from base 1 to 801 and encodes 266 amino acids. The transcript has a single exon. The record is from RefSeq and is a predicted model, not a curated record. Lineage: Eukaryota; Metazoa; Arthropoda; Insecta; Diptera; Drosophilidae. Gene Ontology annotation, molecular function: serine-type endopeptidase activity. Gene Ontology annotation, biological process: proteolysis.